Molecule: messenger RNA, 1182 nt
Organism: Rhipicephalus microplus (southern cattle tick)
Lineage: Eukaryota; Metazoa; Arthropoda; Arachnida; Ixodida; Ixodidae
Product: solute carrier family 41 member 1
Biological process (GO): monoatomic cation transport
Cellular component (GO): plasma membrane
Molecular function (GO): monoatomic cation transmembrane transporter activity
Source: RefSeq, a predicted model, not a curated record
AUGAACGCUCAGCUGACCUCGACGGCGCUCCAGGUGUUCGUGCCCUUUAUCCUGGCUGGCUUCGGCUCCACCUUGGCUGGCAUCCUGCUCGACGUAGUCAAGGAGUGGCCGGUGUAUGUGAUAGUGCAUCACAUAUUCGUGGUCAUUCCACCCUUGCUGGGACUCAACGGCAACCUGGAGCAGACCCUGGUGGCGAGGCUUAGCACCCAGGCAAACUUGGGCAACCUGAACCGGGUUCGCGAACAACUACCCAUGAUAUUUGCAAACAUCGCCCUCUUGCAGUGCCAGUCGACAGUGUCGACCUUCCUGACAUGUUCACUCGCCGUCCUGAAAGGUCUGGCGAUUGACGGUCUCUGGGACCCUUCCCACAUCGCCGUCCUCUACGCUGGAGCGCUGGCCGCUGUCAACACCGCCAGUCUCUUUCUCAGUUGCGAACAUUCAUCUACAUACUGCCCUAAGAGAUAUAGCAAGCUGACGUUCUGUACUUUUUCAAUUCCUGUAUUUUUUGUUCACACGGGCUUUGUGAUGUCCACGGUCGUGGUGCUGUCCACCAAAUGCGAAAAAAACCCGGACAACAUCGCGCCGGCCUUCGCGGCUUCGUUCGGGGACCUGACCACGCUUUUCCUUCUCUCCGGCUACUCGUCUAUAAUGCUGUACCAUCCGUAUCUGGCGCCGCUUGUGAUCGCGUUGUGCCUGCUCCUGCUGCCAAUGUGGAUAGUUCUGGCCCGACGCAACACCGUCUCCCGGGAAGUGCUGCGCGUCGGGUGGCUGCCAAUUAUUAUCGCACUCACGGUCUCGAGCUUCGGUGGGUACAUCCUGGAUUAUGCAGUCUUCGCUUAUCCGCCAAUUGCCCUGCACCUGUCUGCAGUAAAUGCGCUGGGCGGCAACCUGGCGGCCGUCUUCAGCUGCAGCUUGUCCAGUUACCUGAACCGGGUGACGCCACUGGGAGACAUACCGUUCGGGGAACACGUCUGCGUGGGGCCCCUACAGAUGUACUACCAGGGUGGGGAGAUGGCCAACGUGGCCUACGUGCUCGUCGGCGUCGUGGUGCCCGGCCAGACGCUGUUCGCCGUGCUCUCUAGGAUUCUGCGCUUCGGCAAGGUCUCCAUGACCAUCACCUUCUUCGCAGCGUACUGUGGUGCAUCGCUAGGGCAGGUGGUCCUCACCGAUGAUGUUAUGUAA